Messenger RNA from Aspergillus puulaauensis, 1869 nucleotides. RefSeq names its product DNA-(apurinic or apyrimidinic site) lyase APN2 (gene APN2). The transcript is spliced from 6 exons. Gene Ontology annotation, molecular function: DNA binding; double-stranded DNA 3'-5' DNA exonuclease activity; endonuclease activity. NCBI's taxonomy places the organism in Eukaryota, Fungi, Ascomycota, Eurotiomycetes, Eurotiales, Aspergillaceae. Gene Ontology annotation, biological process: base-excision repair. Bases 1 to 1869 code for a protein of 622 amino acids. The record is from RefSeq and is a predicted model, not a curated record. Gene Ontology annotation, cellular component: nucleus.
AUGGGGUUUCGUAUCACGACAUGGAACGUAAACGGCAUUAGGAACCCAUUCUCGUAUGAGCCAUGGAGGAGUACACGUACUUUCGAGUCUAUGUUUGAUAUACUGGAAGCCGAUAUUGUCGUUUUUCAGGAAACCAAAAUCCAGCGAAAGGACCUUAGAGAUGAUAUGGUUCUUGUUUCCGGGUGGGAUUGCUACUUCAGCCUACCUAGAGUUAAAAAGGGUUAUUCGGGUGUUGCAAUAUACACACGCAAUGCAACAUGUGCUCCCAUCCGUGCUGAGGAGGGGCUGACGGGAACCUUAUGUCCGCCAAAUUCAUCCGCGCCAUUCAGGGACCUACCUGAAGAUCAGCAAAUCGGUGGUUAUCCAACGAUAGAGCAAUUAUCGCAACUCGAAUUAGACGCAGAAACACUCGAUUCUGAGGGGCGCUGUGUUCUACUUGAGUUCCCUGCCUUCGUUCUUAUAGGCAUCUAUUGCCCUGCCAAUAGGGAUGAGAGUCGAGAUGCAUUUCGCCAGAAUUAUCUAGACUUGAUGGAUGCUCGGGUCCGAAAUCUAGUCACCAUGGGAAAACGUGUGUUCGUCACUGGGGAUAUCAAUAUCUCAAGAGGCGAGAUUGAUGCAGCUCAUGCGUCUGAAAAUAUCAAAAAAGGAGCUAUUACCGGAGACCACUUUGUCUCCGCUCCUGCGCGGCGCCUAUUCAACCACCUACUGUCUGACGGUAAAGUUUUGGGUGACCGAGAUGAGGGAAGGGAACAGCCAGCUCUUUUCGAUAUAUGCAGAUCCUUCCACCCUGAGCGCAAGGGCAUGUAUACUUGCUGGGAGCAGAGAAUAAAUGCUCGCCCCGGCAACUACGGUUCGAGAAUAGAUUAUGUCCUUUGCAGCUUGAACAUGCAGGAUUGGUUCCAUGACUCUAAUAUCCAAGAAGGACUCAUGGGGUCGGACCAUUGUCCAGUAUAUGCUAUUUUCAAGGACACCGUGCCUCUUGGUGAGGGCGAAACCAACAUUUAUGAUGUCGUGAACCCACCAGGGCUGUUUCGAAACGGCGCACGCCAACAAGACUAUACGACAAAGUUGUUGUUACCACUGUCGGGGCGACUGAUACCGGAGUUCGAUAGACGGAGAAACAUCAAAGAUAUGUUCAUGCGUAAAUCUAGCCAGCCAUCGCAAAAGUCGCCUUCUGUUCAGCAACCAACUCCAACGCCAUUAUCUGAAGGCACCAAGGCAGUCGCAGAGUCUACCAACCUUCGCUCAACGAGCUUGAGUGGAAGCUCCUCUGUCGUAACACCUGAUGCUGACCAGUCAAAGGGCAUUGUGCGCAAACGACCCGUCAGGACAGAAAACCCUCCCGUAAAGCGUUCAAAAUCUGCAGGUAAUCACACAGUCACGCCAACUGCUGGACAGAGUACGCUGAAGGGAUUUUUCAAGACAAAAAGCAACCCUGACAUUGAUAUGGAGGAUUUCAAAUCUCUCAGGGAUGGAGAAACAGCCUUGCCCAGAAGCCCGUCUAAAAUCCGCAGCCAACAAGUAGCAGGUGCGAAAAGUGCGGAAAUGGCGCAAGACGUUGAUGUUGACGAAUCCAACGAAUCAACACCGGCUACUACAGCAUCAUAUAAAGAACCAACAGACUUCAUCGAUCCCGUCGCUAGCAAACAGGAUUGGUCAAAACUGUUUACUAAGAAGCCUGCUCCCACGUGCGAAGGCCACGAUGAGCCGUGCAUUAGUUUGAAAACUAAAAAGCCUGGGGUAAACUUUGGUCGUUCUUUCUGGAUUUGUCCCAGACCUUUGGGACCCAGCGGGAACAAGGAGAAAGGAACUACCUGGCGAUGUUCUACUUUCAUCUGGGCCAACGAUUGGGAUUCCUCGACGAUGUAA